Messenger RNA from Aedes aegypti (yellow fever mosquito), 996 nucleotides. Its product is annotated as TBP-related factor. The transcript has 3 exons. Bases 161 to 865 code for a protein of 234 amino acids. Gene Ontology annotation, molecular function: DNA binding; RNA polymerase II general transcription initiation factor activity. The record is from RefSeq and is a predicted model, not a curated record. Gene Ontology annotation, biological process: DNA-templated transcription initiation. Lineage: Eukaryota; Metazoa; Arthropoda; Insecta; Diptera; Culicidae.
UGCUGUGACAGUGACAGUUCAGCCAUCCAUAAACAAAGCUGCUCUGCAUCUUUGCAAGCGGCCCAAAUUUGUUGUGAUUCGUGCUAGUUUUCGUUAAAAUUUCCUACGAAAUCAACGCAUUUCCUAAAACAAGACUAAAGGUAGGAUUACUAAAAUCAAGAUGGACAUUAAACCGAUCCCGGACAGUCCGCACAAAACGAUGCUAUCCAACCCGUUGCCACGACCUGCAUCUACUGCCGGUUUCAGUUCCAUGAUGCAUUCGAAGUUACCGCCACAAAGCAGUAUGGUAAUGCAAACACCGAUGCCUACCGGUCCUCAAGAAGCAAUCAACUCCAUACUAGUUAGAAACUGUGUAGCAACGGUAAGUUUGGGCUGCGAACUCAACCUUCAGGCUAUCAACUUCCGCCUACGGAAUUCCGAAUACAAUCCGGCUCGGUUUCACGGCGUCGUGAUGCGAAUACGAGAGCCCCGCUGCACGGCGCUGGUGUUCCGAUCGGGAAAAAUCGUCUGCACCGGGGCGCGUAACGAAGCGGACGCCUAUCUGGCCGCGCGGAAAUUUGCACGAAUCAUACAGAAGCUGGGCUACAGCGUACGCUUCAUAGAGUUCAAAGUGCAGAACCUGGUCGCCACCGUGGAUCUCCGGUUUCCCAUUCGGUUGGAGAAUCUUAACCAAGUUCACGGACAAUUCAGCUCGUACGAGCCGGAACUGUUCCCGGGAUUGAUCUACCGGAUGGUGAAACCUCGGGUGGUCCUGCUGAUCUUCGUCAACGGAAAGAUCGUCUUUACUGGAGCCAAAUCAGAACGGGAGGUCACCGAUAGUUUGGAGAAUAUUUAUCCGAUUUUGCAGAGUUUUAGAAAGAAUUAGAUUUUAGGGAAGACACGAAUCAGACAAAGGAUCUUGUAUUCUUUUCAUAAUGUAAAUAGAUAUUUUUUUUUAUUUUUGGAUAUUAAGCUCUAUUAGUUGUAUAACAAAAAGGUUGAACAUUUUCUCCGCUA